GGUGGGGGGAAGAAGCAACCACCUCCUUUCGGGAGCUUUUUUUCUUUUACAGUGAAAUUGCCCAGCGGUCGGGAUCGUAGUGGUUUCAGUGGCUCGGCGGCUGUUGGUUCGUUUCGUUCUCAUGGGGUGACACACACACAGUGCAGACGCAGAGAACCAACCAACCCCGUCCGCACACACACCUGCAACAAGGACGUUUGUUGUGUAUACUGGGAAAAGUUGUUGCGGUUGUUGUUGUGAUAUUUAUUUUUCCACCGGGAAUUUGUGUGUGUGUGCGUAAGGAUGUGAAUAUAUAUUUAUUUAGAUCAGGCGUGUGUGUGUGUGUGUGUGUGUGUUUAGAAGGAAGAAGAAGAUUGGGAUGCAAUCACAAACUGUCGGCGACUGUAAAGGAUCACCUCGGGCGCCGAUUGAUUGACUUGUUGUUACUUUUAUUUUCGUCUUGGAAGACUGUUUGUAUGUGUAUGUGUAUGUGAGCCGCUUUUGGCAUUGAUUGACAUUGUCCCAAAUCCAAUAAGGUUCAGCCGAGGAAGUUUACACGUCGAGUGAGGAGAGCGGUGCCGAGGAUAGUGACGAGGACAUCAUCACCGAUUACCUGUCGCCGCUGGACGACAACGGCAAUUUGGAUGCAGGAGCUUCAGCCGCGACCUCAUCAUCAUCCCCUGGCGCCACCGUUGCCGCUAUCAACGUGGCCGCAAUUUCCACUCGUUUCUACUCAACAGAAUCUCCUCCUUCACUGAGAAUCUCUGCCGCCGAGGAUAUGGAACCAGCCGGAGCUGCUGCUGAUGGGGGAGGCACAGACGACCGGAUGAUUAGCAAUUACGCAACCGCUGCUGCUGCUGCUGCUGCUGAAUCUAUUCCCAUCAUCAGCGUCACGCAGCAUUCACCAGCCGCUUCCAAGGCCUUCUUCAUUUUAGAGGACAACCUUCGGCAGUUGCACGGCAUCCAGGAGAGUAUCCAGCGGAUGAGACAAGUCAGCGUGCAGACACUACGACUCCAGUCGCAGGUGGGCAGGAGACUUCGCUACGGAGGAGUCGGUGCUGGAUGCAACUGGAGCCUUUCCUGCCCGUCGUUGAGCGGAAACGGCGGUGGUGGCCAAGGAGGAGUUGCGUCUGGAUUGGCUGGCCACGGAAAUGGCAAUAACAACGAGGCAGAUUGGCUGGGAGCCACGCUGGCCGAUUGGGACUCGCCCACUCCGCCCGGAAUGGCCGCUCAUUAUUGGGUCGGAGGAGAUGGAGGGCCCAGUCAUAAGGCCGGCCUGGCCAACGGAUCGAAGCGGCGACGCAGCUGGGCCAGCCCGUGGGAAGUGGACGAGAUGGGAUUGGCGUCAGCCGGAGGCACAUGUGGCAUCACUUACGAAGAGGCAGGAGGAGGAGGAGCUCUGGAUGGAGUCGGCGGACGGACAAGGAGCAUCAGUUUGAGCAGCGGCGACACGGAUAACGAGCAGGACGCCGCCGGAGGAGGUGGCGGUCAUUCGUCAAGGGCCCGACAGGCCGGAAUUACCACCUCGUCGUCGGCUCUGUCGUCCGGCGAACUCAAAGUCCUGGCCGGACGGCACUCGACCCACUCACUCAACGACAUGGGAUUUCCCUUGAUUCCGGCGCUGCCGACGAAACCGCGCGGAAUGUCCAAGGACGGCGGUGGUGGCGGGCGGGACGGCGAUCCAUCCAAGUGGCUGUCGCCGCGCAUUUUGACGCUACAGAAAUCCAUUUCCACUCCGUCGAUCCUGGCCGUCAAGGACGGGUCCAAUUUGACGGCCCUGACUUUGUCGAGCAUCAAGAACUCGGCGGGCGGUUCCAAUUCGGCCAGCAGCGCGGCAUCCGCCACCAUGGCCGCCACUAUCAUUGGCGCUUCCGUCGGACCCGGCGCUUCCGCCGCCGGAAUGAUGGCCAAGGAAACGCAAGGCAUCCUGAUGACGGCCACAGCGGCUGGACCAACUUCUUCGUUCCCCCGUAUUUCGUCGUACACUGGUUUGGAGAGCGAAACCGAUGACGACUCUGAAUUGCAUUUGAACCACCACCACCACCUCAGUCACGAUCACGUCUCGUCCCGUUAUUCUCUUGGCAGUUUCGUCGCCGAGCCGGGGUUCGAGAACGACGACGACGCCAAUUCUUCCAAGAGACGGAAGCGCGGCAGCAUCUUCUUCCGCAAGCGCAAAGACAAGGACAAGGAAAAGGACAAGAGCAAAUUGAAGCAGCCGCACCAGUUUGUUCCCGUUUGCCAUUCGAAUUCCCAGCCGUGCGACGUCUGCUCCAAAUCGCUGACCAACAAGGCGGCCCUGCGCUGCGAGAGCUGCGCCAUCACCGUCCACGAGAACUCAUGUCGCGACCAGGUCAGCGACUGCACCCGGUUCAAAGUGCCCAAGAGCAUCCCGCUGGGAUCGAAAGUCUCGUCGCUGGCCAACCUGACGGGCGCCGGACACGCCAAACUCCAGUCGUCGCACUCGGCCGUCGGGGCCGCCGCUUUCACGGCCUCCAACGCUUCGUCGGCCGGCUCCUCCCUCUACUACUCGGUGUCGUCCUCGUCGGCCGCCACUUCCGCCGGACUGUCGGCCACCAAUAAUCACGUGACGGCCGGAUCGAGUGCCAACAGCAGCGGCAGCACCUGGUCGGUGGCCCAGUCGAUCGGCUCCACCCUGCCGUCGUCGUCCAAUUCCUCGUCGACGGCCGCCACCAACACGCCGGCCUCCUCCUCACAGACGCCCAGCACCCCCAUCGCUAGUCCGCUCUUCGGCAACAGCGCCGUUAGCAAGCUCAGCGGCUUGUCGCAACGGUCGCAGUGGAAGCGCGUCGCUGCUAAACUCGGCGUCAACAAAUGCGGGGCCGGCGCCGACAAGGAUCCCAAUGAUCCAAGCAAUACUCCCAGCGAGGAUCAACCCAGUCAUGCAACCAACGAAGGAGACGGACACGACACCAUCGAAGGAGUUUUCAAUGCUGCCGAUAUCAAAGACUUGGAUCUGGACCCCGAGCUGGGCAUCCUGGACGAAGAGGCCGAGGCCUGGGUGGGCACGGUCGACAAGAAAAUCUCCAAGAAAUUGAAGGAGAAGGAAAUCAAACGACAGGAGCACAUUUACGAGUUUAUCAUCACCGAGAAACAUCACUGCCUCACGCUCAAAGUCAUGCAAAAGAUUUUCGCCGAAGGAAUGCGGAGGGAGAUGCGGCUGAGCUCGGAGACGGUCGACAGGAUCUUCCCGUGCCUGGAGGAGUUGAUCGAGUACCACCUGCAGUUCCUGCGCCGCCUGAGGCAGCGCCAGCGUCAGGAGUCGAUCGUGUCGACCAUCGAGGACAUUCUGCGGGUCCAGUUCUCCGGUCUGCUGGGCGACCAGCUGCGCUCUCUGUACGGCGAAUUUUGCAGCCGCCACCAGGAGGCGGUGUCCAUGUACAAGGAGAUGAUCAAGGAGGAUCGCAAAUUUGCCGCUUUCGCCCGCCAGUGCACGUUGAAUCCGCUGUGCAAGAAGAAGGGCAUCCCCGAGUGCAUUCUCUUUGUCACGCAGCGCAUCACCAAGUACCCGCUCCUCAUCGAUCCGCUCAUCAAGACGUCCAGGGAGCAGCCGGAAGAGUGUCUCAAACUCCAGCAAGUCCUCGGAUUCGUCAAGGACAUUUUGAUUGGAGUCAACGCCCAAGUGGCCGAGAAGGAGCGCAAGUUGAGGCUGAUUGAAGUGUACAACAAGAUCGACGCCAAAUCGGCCACCACCUACAAGAACAAAAAGUUCAAAAAGUCGGACCUCCUCUCAAGCAACCGGCGGCUCAUGUUCGAGGGCGUGGCCUAUCUCAAUCACGCCAGGGGCAAAGUCCAACUGGUCACGGUCGUCGUCCUCUCGGACGUUGUUUUCUUCCUUCAGGAGUCGAACCAAAAAUUCCAUUUCGUCACUCAGGACAACAAGGCUGGAGUCAUUUCGCUGCAAAAGUUAUUGGUCCGCGAGAAAGCCGGUGGCCAGGACACGCGGAGCAUUUACUUGAUCAGUUCCAAUCCGGACGAGCCGGAAAUGUACGAGCUGCAGUGCCAGAAUCCGCGCGAGAAGCGCAUCUGGAUCGAUACGAUCCGGGCGGCCGUGGAACAGUGUCCGGAAGACGAGGAAGGGAACGUGAGCGAAGGCGAGGAGCAGCGCAAAAUCCGCGAGGCCCAGGACAUUAAGACCCGCCAGCUGAUCGCCACCCUGAGGGAGAAGGAUCGACAGCUGGGCAGUUUGCUGGAAGAGAAGAUGGCCACCUUUUGCGAGCUGGUGGAGCUGCUGGCCAACAACGAGGACAGCACCAGCUCCUGGCUCCUCCUGGGCUCGGACAGCGCCCCGCCCAAAUACAGUCACCUGGUCGAGCAGGGAUUCCAGUCUGCCCAGGCCAAGGAAACGCUGUCGCAGGCCAUGACGGAACUCUGCCGCCUCUUGGGUUUGCUCCUCUCCAGCAACGCGGCCGCCAACUGGAACUUGUCGCGCAGCGUCAGCUCGGUGGGCGAGAGGCACAGCGACACGUUCUCGAUGCCUCUGCUGCCCAAACGGGCCGAAACGUUCGGCGGAUUCGACCAGAACGGCAAGGAGAAGGGCUGCGUCAAGAAGAAGUCGGCCACCGAUUUGACGGCCGUCGAGUCGACCACAACAACAACCAACGAACAACAACCGGCUUCCUGGUCGGCCCAGACUCCGCCCGUCUUGCAGUUGAACGGCGACCAACAGGCGAUGGGAUUGGAGCUGGUCCACAACGUCAGCACGCUCCUGUGUCUGUUGUCCAGUCAAGCGACGGCCUUUGAGUCGUUGCGCAAUGAUUUCCUGGCCGAGAUCAAAGCCAGUCGCAGCGGGACGGCCCUGACGUCGGCUCCUUUCGGCUCCUCGUCGGCCACUUUGGCCAAAUUCCAGCACAAGGCCAGUCACAACCAGCGGCUGGAGGAGUUGCGCAACUUGCAGGAUCGGCUGUCGAAGGAGAAGGCGGAAUGGUCGCGCGAGCGGACCAUGCAGGAGGAGCACAUCAGCGAGCAGCGCAAGCAGCUGCUCAAACUCCAGGAGCAGGUCAGGAUCGAGAACACGGACAUCCAGCAGCAGAGGGAGAAUCUCUACCAGAAGCUGGAAGCCCUCAGGGGCCAGGGAAUCCUCCUGAGUCCCAACAUGACGAUCGUCUCGACGGCUCCGAUGGCCUCGGCCGUCAGUCCGACAUCCGGCGGCGAAGACGCUGACGCGACGGGCGGCCCGUCGUCACCGCCUCCGCCCAAUCCGCCGCCCAACUCCACGUCGCUCCUCCCAUCGCCCACGCCCUCGUCGGUCGAUUUGGGCCGGCGGAAGACGAUUUCAGGAGGAUCCAACACGGCCGGAAUGGGAUCGGCCAGCGCCGGACUUCUCAAACGGGAGAGUUGCAGCAACUUGCCGCUGCCGAUGAAUUUGAUCAGUGCCAAAAACGAGCAGAAGGCCGUCGUGGCGGCGCAAUCCAACACUUUGCCCAUCAAACAGCAACUGCCCAUGAAAUUGGCCAAGUUGGGAGCCGCUCUGGGAUCGGCCGGGCACGCCACCGGCGGCAAUAGCAAUAGCGGCGGCAGCAACAAUUCCAGUCACGGCAGUCCGCACGGCAACGUGGCCUCACCCACCGGCGGAGGCCUCGUCCAGCAGCUGCUGCCGCUUCGUCUCUCUGAGAGUUUGGAGCACAAACGGGCCAGUCCCAAGGUUCCGUCGACGGAUCCUUUCAAACCCAAACUCAGUUCGAGCAGCUUCAGCCCGCCGGCCAGCAAGAGCGAAGACUUUGUCGCCGGCCACAGCCGGACGGGCAGCAGUCCGGCGUCCAUUCAGAUGCUCAGCCCCAGACACCACCACUACCACCACACAACCGCCACCACCACCGCAACAACAACUUCAACUGCCAGCGCCGGUGGCAACAUGCAUCCGCCAAAAGUUCCCGACAAGCCGGCCUCGCUCUUGCUGCAGCAAGCGGCCAGGGGCUCGCCGCAAUUGCCUCCGCCGCCAGGCCAUCACCAACAUCACCAGGCCCAGCCUCCGCCCAAAGUUCAUGAUCCGGAGACUAACCAAGAAAUUGUUUUCCUUUAAAACCAAACCCCCUGGGUUCAAAACAACAACAACCAUUUAAUCUUCAAACAAAACAAGUCUUUUUAUUUAAUCAUUUUAUAUUUUGCUCUCCAUUUGGCCCAUGAUUUGUUUUAUUUUUUUCCAGCGAUUUUGGGUCGACUUUUUUUAAAUCAUUUCUUUUAGAUCUGACGAAAAUCUCCAUUUGUUUAACCCCCCGUACAUUAAUUCGUUUUUAUUUUCAACGGGGAAAAUAACACACACAAGGUAAAUCUCAUUUGAUUCGGCAAAUGGAAUUUUUUAGAAAAAACAAACACGCAAACGUCGAAUAUUUUCACCAAACGUUUUCGGUUGAGUGUUAGUGUGUGUGUGAAUUAACUUUUUUUUCUUUUCAAAAUUGCUAAUUAAUAAUAGCGAACGAGAUCUACCCCAUUUGAUUAUUAUUUGGCGAAUGACAAUUUUAUCGUUUUUUUUUUAAUUUUUUUAACUGGCGCAUUUUGGGCGGGAAAAUUCGAAUCAAUAAAAAUUCGGCGGCUAGACUUUUUAUUCCUCGUAACGUCGAAAUCAUUCCGUGCCGCUUUUCAAUUAUUUUGUAGUAAAAGAAGAAAGAAAGAAGAUAAAAAUGUGGUGAAUCAUAUGGAGGAGAAAAAAAAAAGUUCGAAAAAAUUUAAUUAUAUUUAACCCUUCCCCGUCCUUGAAAGUAAUAAAAAAACGAAUCGUAAACUCCUGUAUCCCCUGCCAGGACCUCGGGUGUGUCCGUGUGUGUGUUUGUGUGCGUGUGUGUGAACGAGUUCAAUCAUCACCAUCAACAAUCACAAGCAAAACUUAUUAUUAUUUGGUUUUUACGUGUCAUGUCAUUUGUGUGGGGGGGAAUUUUGUUUGAAUUUCCUUUUGUUUCCCGCCGUUUUUUUUUUAGUGUAUGUGUAUGUGUUAGUGUCGCGAUGACAGCCAGCGCGUGUCGACAAUAAUAUCUAUGCACCGUAAAAGAAUAAAAAAACAAAACAAAAACCAAUAAAACAUGUUUUAAAGAGGAGAUAUCAUUUCUCGUUGUUGUAGUUUUGACGAUGAAUGUCUUUGCCCGCGUUAUUACGCAAUUGUGUUAGCCACGCCCUCCCAUCACACUUCUCCAAAUGAACCCCUUCCUUUUUUGAAAUCACCCCGCAAAAGAUUUUUUCUUGAUCGGAAAAUGUUAGACGACAAAAUAGGAAAUUGGGUUUCGAUCGACCUUUUUUUUUUUAAAUAAUCUGUAAAUAGGAAUAAAGACACAGCCUCUUUACUUCCCGCCACCCCUUCUCCUGUAUACCAACGAUGGAGCACCAAUACUGUUAUGUGAAGUAAUACAAACAAAAAAAUACAUUGACCAAAACUGAA
Daphnia pulex (common water flea) is the source of this 7366-nucleotide messenger RNA. It is a transcript of the gene cyst, whose product is annotated as A-kinase anchor protein 13-like. Lineage: Eukaryota; Metazoa; Arthropoda; Branchiopoda; Diplostraca; Daphniidae. The coding region runs from base 758 to 6019 and encodes 1753 amino acids. Gene Ontology annotation, biological process: regulation of Rho protein signal transduction. The transcript is spliced from 18 exons. The record is from RefSeq and is a predicted model, not a curated record. Gene Ontology annotation, molecular function: guanyl-nucleotide exchange factor activity.